Camellia sinensis is the source of this 1407-nucleotide messenger RNA. RefSeq names its product cell division control protein 2 homolog 2. Gene Ontology annotation, molecular function: cyclin binding; ATP binding; cyclin-dependent protein serine/threonine kinase activity. The record is from RefSeq and is a predicted model, not a curated record. Gene Ontology annotation, cellular component: nucleus; cyclin-dependent protein kinase holoenzyme complex; cytoplasm. Lineage: Eukaryota; Viridiplantae; Streptophyta; Magnoliopsida; Ericales; Theaceae. Gene Ontology annotation, biological process: signal transduction; G1/S transition of mitotic cell cycle; regulation of G2/M transition of mitotic cell cycle.
AAAAAAUUUAAUUAGAUGUGUGAACUGAAAGGAUUUGGCGUAUGAAAAUCAUAUAUAAAUUUUAUGUUUGUAUAUAAUUACUACUAUUUUACUCACAAAUUGCAUAUGGAAAAUAAAACUAUAUUCGGAGGGAAAUUCCGUUACUACCUCAUUUCGCGCUACAAAUAAAACAGAGUUUAUUUCCCAACCCAACUACGAGCAGAGCCAUAUAGACUCUACAGUUUCAUCAAAUCACAUCUUUGGAUUAUCCUUAAGUAGAUUUGAGCCAAUCAGAUGGCAAAGUAUAAGAAGGUUGAGGUUAUUGGACGCGGAGCCGAUGGUGUUGUUUAUAAAGGUCUUGAUCGCGAGACUAAUCAGACUGUAGCUAUAAAGAAGCUACAUUAUAUACACUGCUACAAUGGUGUCCCAGAUAUAACAAUCCGAGAAAUCUCUCUGCUAGGACAGAUGGACCACAACAACAUAGUCAAGUUGCUGGAUGUAGCAUGCGAUGAUUACAACAAAUGUCAUUUGAUUUUUGAAUAUCUGGACCUUGAUCUGAAGAAAUUCAUGGAGAAUAAUCCGUUGGCAUGUUUGAAUAAACAAAGGAUAAAGAAUUUUUUGCAUCAAAUUCUUUUGGGUGUUGCAUACUGUCAUAAGCGUGGAGUUAUGCACCGAGACUUGAAGCCUGCGAAUUUGCUGCUAGAUCUCAAUGCCUCUGUAGUGAAGAUUGCGGACUUUGGAUUGGCCAGGACUUUUCAGAUUCCUAUUAGGGAAUAUAGUCCCGAGGUAGUAACUCUAUGGUACAGACCACCCGAAAUCCUCCUUGGCUCCCGGGUAUACUCCACGCCUGUCGAUGUGUGGUCCGUAGGCUGUAUAUUUGCUGAGAUGGUUAUGCAUCAGCCUCUGUUUGAUGGUCACUCCAAGAUUAGUCACCUGCAUCAAAUUUUUAGGAUUAUGGGGACACCAGACGAGACAACAUGGCCCGGAGUGACCUCACUACCAAAUUACAGCCUUGACUUUCCCAAGCACAAUCCUGAGAACCUGAAAGAUUAUUUUCCUCAACUCAAACCAGCUGCACUUGAUCUUCUUUCUGAAAUGCUCUGCAUGGAUCCAUCUAGAAGAAUUUCAGCUCCUUGUGCGCUUGAGCAUGCAUACUUCAAGGAAGAAGAAGAAGAAGACGAGGAUGAUGAUGAUGAUGACGAUGAUGAUGAUUUUUGAUUCCAUGACCAUAACUUUUCUCUGCUGUUUUGUUAUGUUUACGGACUAUCUCUGGGUGAUCUUUCUUUCAUUCAUUGUAAAUUUUCUCCCAACUCGAAAGCUUUUGUUGCAACCAAUUUUGUGCUAGGAACCAGAUUUUAUGCAAUUAGAUUGUAAUUAGGUUUUAUAAACUCAGAUCUCAAUCUAACUCAACUCAAAAAAUUUGUCUAC